Molecule: messenger RNA, 979 nt
Organism: Drosophila santomea
Lineage: Eukaryota; Metazoa; Arthropoda; Insecta; Diptera; Drosophilidae
Product: immune-induced peptides
Exons: 4
Coding region: 136-861 (241 amino acids)
Source: RefSeq, a predicted model, not a curated record
AUUUCCCGCUGCUUAGGAAUUUUUUAGAUGAAUUUGAUGAAUUUCUGAUUUUGGACUUCUGCGCAGCUACUUAUAAAUACCACGAGAAAUUCAAGCCAGUUAGUUAAAGCUCAGAAUUCACUCAGGGAACACAUAAUGCAUUUUUUUGGACUGCUCGUGACGUUCGUUUGCUGUGUUUUGUGCGUUGCUGCCGAUCCCCAACAGAUAUACGGCGAGAAUAAUGGGCUUCUUGCUUUAGGAACACCUGGCAACCUAUUAUACAUUCGUGGGCAAAACGAUGGUGUCUACAAGGUUCCAGGAGUAGGUGGUCAGUUCCAGCACGCAUCGUCGCCAGCGGAAUCCAUCUACACGGAUAAGCAUGGGAACAGCUAUAGGAACAUAAAGCAGGCUGGCGGUCCAAGAAUACAUGCUGUCAGCGGACCAGCUCAAGCUGUUGAACAGCCCACUUCCCCCACUGUCCGGGAUUUCCCUUAUGGGACUGCGGCACAUCAUCAAUUUUAUGUGACGCAACCUGGUCGCACUGAGGAUGUGGGUUCCCGUCUAGGUCUUGUCCAAAGGAACACGUAUAAUUUGGAGUAUCAUGAGGAGCGAUCUGGUCGACCGGUAGGCUACGGCAAUGGAGUUCAGGAUGUGGGUGCCGGAAGAUUUUCUGUCCAAAGGAGCAUGCGUAGUCCCCUGUUUCGUAAGAAGCGAUGUGCUCGCGUACAGGGCCAAAACUUUGUCACUAAUUGCGAUCAAGCAGGUGUUUGGAAUAAUGAUACGUCGGUGUGGAAGCGUACGGACGGACGAACUGUCUCGAUUCUUAAAGACGGGAGUGUUAUUGUUAAUGGAAAUGGGCGCACUCUGCGAGUGCCAAAUUAAAUAAAAAAAAUUUAUUUUCAAAUUAACAAGUUUAACAAAAACAGUUAGAUAUAUUAUUUUUUAGGAAUGGAAAUUGCAUGUAAAGAUACUGAAAAUAAGAGAUUGCGGUAUUACCAAC